AUGCCUUCCUCGGCGUCCCUUCUCACCUUGGCUACGGCCGUCUCGUCGGCGGCCGCUGCCUUCCAGGGCUUCAACUACGGCAGCACCUUCACCGACGGUAGGGUCAAGACCCAGCAGGACUUUGAGGCCGAGUUCAAGACGGCUGCCAGCCUCGAGGGCACCAAGGGUGGCUUCACCAGUGCCCGCCUCUACACCAUGAGGCAAGGCGAUAGCGAUACCCCCAUCUCGGCCAUUCCUGCUGCCAUUAGCACCAAGACCAGCCUGCUCCUCGGUCUCUGGGCCUCCGCCGGUGAGGACUUGUUCAAGAAGGAGCUGUCGGCUCUCCAGAACACCAUCAAUGAGUACUGCGGCAAGCUCGACGGCCUCGUUGCUGGCAUCUCGGUCGGCAGCGAGGAUCUCUACCGCAUCUCACCUAUUGGUCAGGCUGCUAGCCCUGAUCCUGGUGCCAGCCCUGACACGCUGGUCAGCUACGUCAAGCAGGUCCGCGAUACCAUCAAGGGCUCUUGCCUGCAGGAUGCCCCCAUCGGUCACGUCGAUACCUGGACUGUCUACGUGAACGAGACCAACAAGCCUGUCAUUGACGCCAUCGACUGGGUCGGCAUGGACGCCUACCCCUACUACGAGAACACCAAGCCCAACGAGCUCUCCAACGCCAAGAGCCUGUUCCAGGCCGCCCUCGACAAAACCAAGGGCGCCUCGGGCGGCAAGCCCGUCUGGAUCACCGAGACGGGUUGGCCCGUCAGCGGCGACAAGUCUGGUGCCGCUGUCCCCUCCACUGAGAACGCCAAGGUCUUCUGGGACGAGGUCGGCUGCCCCAUGUUCGGCAAGACCAACGUCUGGUGGUUCACUCUCCAGGACGGCUCUCCGACCACCCCCAACCCUGCCUUUGGUGUCAUUGGCUCUGAGCUCACGAAGAAGCCCCUCUACGAUCUCUCUUGCGACAACAUCGACCCGUCGCCCUCGUCAACGAGCCAGGUCAGCAGCAGCUCUCAGGCCUCAUCCACCGCUGUUCCCUCUGCCAGCUCCAGCGCCCAGACUGAGCAGCCCUCUGCUACCACGUCUGGCUCCGGCUCCGGCUCCGGUUCAGCUUCCGAGAGCGCUCCGGCUGCCACGACCACGGCUCAAGGCGGCAACGACUCCUCUUCGGCUGCCCCCACGACCGUGAGCACUGCCGUCGUCCCCCCUCCCGCCGGUGGUAACUCGUCCUCCGCUGGCGGCUCCGUGCCCACCGGCACAAACCCCGGCGCCAGCGGCCAGCCAACUGGCGCUACCGGCACGGGUGCCCAGCCGACCGUAUCGCCUUCCGAGAUCCCGCAGGCUGCGGCCGGACGUGUCAACUCGUUCGGCGCCGCCGCGGUGGCUGUUGUCAUGGCCGCUGCCGUCAUUUAA
Molecule: messenger RNA, 1389 nt
Organism: Purpureocillium lilacinum
Lineage: Eukaryota; Fungi; Ascomycota; Sordariomycetes; Hypocreales; Ophiocordycipitaceae
Biological process (GO): cell wall organization; carbohydrate metabolic process
Cellular component (GO): extracellular region; cell surface; fungal-type cell wall
Molecular function (GO): glucan endo-1,3-beta-D-glucosidase activity
Source: RefSeq, a predicted model, not a curated record